Messenger RNA from Mesocestoides corti, 753 nucleotides. NCBI's taxonomy places the organism in Eukaryota, Metazoa, Platyhelminthes, Cestoda, Cyclophyllidea, Mesocestoididae. The record is from the annotation of a GenBank genome assembly.
AUGCCUCGCUACAGGAGUACAAGUCCCUGCAACUCCUCGUAUUCCUCCCCCCGACACCAGCAACCUCCUCUGCGUAGAUCGAUAGGACUAAAGCCACUCUUUGAGGAGCUUGGUUACAACUACGGCUUUGCGAGAGCCGAUCCUGAGAAAUACUCGAGCUACUGUUUAGUCUACCGGACUUUGCUAAGUAGACUUGAAGAAACUGGCCUAACCUGCCGAAUUCGUGCUGAUGAAAGUGAGAUUCGACUCACAGAGCUAGAGGGCCCACUUGGAGAAAGGGACAAAGUCAAGAUUUUCGCAAAUGAUGUAAUCAGUUAUUACAAAUUCAAUCACCGAGCAAAAUUUGUUGCUAUUUGCAUUGACGCCAAUCGCCGGAAGAAGACAGGUUUCUGGUUCCUGUGCUUUGAAAGAGAAGGUCAACUAACAGCGUUCUGUAAAUAUCUUAAUUGGCUCUUUGGAUUGGACGUCGACGAUUCAUACGAUAGUCUGGAUGAGGACAGAGUGAGUUAUGUUGACCGAAGGUCGGGAAGUUCCCAGUCGUUUUCCUUGAGUCAGGUGGGAAGAUUCCGCCAUUAUGAAGUUCCUUCCAAGGGAAGAUACUUUGCAGACUCUAAUGACAGUGGUUUUACGGAGACGGACAGCGGAACCUACACCUCCAGCACCUUUACCCCCCCUUUCCCCCCAGGCAGAUCGUCUUACCCCAGGCACCCACCGCGCAAGCCAAGUAGUAGGAGGAAUUUCAGAAAAUGGUAA